This is a messenger RNA of Eruca vesicaria subsp. sativa (arugula), 912 nucleotides long. NCBI's taxonomy places the organism in Eukaryota, Viridiplantae, Streptophyta, Magnoliopsida, Brassicales, Brassicaceae. The record is from the annotation of a GenBank genome assembly.
CAGAAACUCAUAUUCUUCGAUUUAUGGUUCAGUCUUCCAUCAUACUAGCUUAUUUGAAAUCCAGCCGGCGUUAUCCACGGUGGAGGUGCGACUCAUGAGAUUCUUGGAAGCUAUGCAAAAGGAGGUCACAAUCUGAUGGUCGUGGACAUGUUUCUCCUCAACAAUAAGACGACCCUCAUACCCACCGCCGUCAACUUACACCGUCUCAUCACAACUUACCAGCAUCCUUUAAGAGAUAACCGAGCCGGUUCUAUCAAUUCCUGAAGAAUGCUUCGGGUUCUCUAAUCACAGUGAGCUACUUAGGCUUGCCAACAUAAUCACCCAACUUCCUGACCUUAUCGGUGAGCAAUCAGCUGUGAGUAGUAUUGUGAGUGAUCCUACACAAGAAAAACAUUGUGUCAUGACCGAAGAGCUACAACUGCUCCCACUUAUGAUGAUGUUGCAACAAGCAAUAACCCCAUGAUUUUUGGAGGUCCUCUGUCAUGUUUCAUAGCAACGAUUAAAAUCAAUAGUGAUGUUUCUGUGACUUUGAGUUUGUUCGACUCACAAGCUGUAUCGUUUCACAAACUCCUAGAUGGCUUCCGUAUUGAUCCAAGAGUUGCUGCAACAAGCAUAAACCCCAAAAUCUUUGAUUCUCAUGUUCCUUACCUCAAUGUUUCACAGACUAUAGUCUGGACCAGCAAAGUUGCAGACAUUGAAAUCACAAACGGGUGAUGCUACAUAUAUAAAUGUUGGCCAAAUAAUGAACAAGCUCACAAAACUCUUUCUAAGUACAGUAUGAUACUCUUUGUAGCUAUUACUCUGGCAUAUUAGUAGUUUGGUAUGUAAAAGAUUAUUCAAAAACUAAAUCCAAGAUCAUAAACUCAAAUACAUCUUAGUUUGUACACAUGUACACCUUUGUAAACAAACUUU